UAGUCUUCCUAACUGCGAACCCAGGAGGAAGCAAAGCGCCUCUCAGCCGGCCACCUCAUCGCUCGGGCAGGCAGCGGCGGCGGGUGACACUCCCGAGUGGCCAUGGAGGAGGUGGGCCGCGGGCGGACGCUUUGCCUCUUCGACGUGGACGGCACCCUGACCGCGCCUCGCCAGAAAGUCACCCCAGAUAUGGCGGAUUUUCUGCAGGCCUUGCGGAAGAAGGUGAAGGUCGGAGUUGUGGGCGGCUCAGACUUCGAAAAGAUUCAAGAGCAACUGGGAGACGAUGUGAUUGAAAAAUUUGACUACGUCUUCCCGGAAAACGGUCUCGUGGCAUACAAAGAUGGGAACCUCUUGAGUAAACAGAGCAUUCAAGGCCAAAUGGGCGAAGAGCUUCUUCAAGACUUGAUCAACUAUUGCCUGAGUUACAUUGCAAAACUUAAACUGCCGAGGAAGAGGGGCACUUUCAUUGAAUUCCGAAAUGGGAUGCUGAACAUCUCUCCCGUGGGCAGAAACUGCAGCCAGAAGGAGCGGAUUGAAUUCUAUGAACUUGAUAAGAGGGAGCAUAUAAGAGAUAAAUUUGUCGCCGAUUUACGACGAGACUUUGCAGGAAAAGGCCUCACAUUCUCCAUAGGGGGCCAGAUCAGUUUUGAUGUGUUUCCAGAUGGUUGGGAUAAGCGAUACUGUUUAGGAAUUGUUUCCCAAGAUGGCUUCAAAACAAUUUAUUUCUUUGGAGACAAGACAAUGCCAGGUGGGAACGACUAUGAAAUUUACACGGACUCCAGAACCAUCGGCCACAGCGUCACGUCGCCCGAGCAGACAAAACAGAUAUGUGAAGAGUUAUUCUUCAACUAGAUGCGCUUAUUUUGUACGAAAAGGGAGCAGGUUAACUUCAGGACUAAAAUUUGCAGAAUAACUGCCUUGGGGUGAAGAUCAGGAUCAAGACUGUGGUGUGCAGGAGGUUUUUUUUGGGGGGGGUUAACUCUUCUGUUCCCUCCUCCCCCCGAAGCUGCUGUUUGUCCAGAAAGCGGCAAUUAUGAGGCAAAUAGAAGUUAGCUGCCUCCCUCCACGGCAGCUAUUUUAAAAAUAGGAGAAAUGGUCAGACCUGUUAAAUGAAUGAUUGCCUUUCAUAUUGUGCCCAGUUUUUGUUUUGCAUGAUCACAGCUUGCCUUUCAGGCUGAUUUCCUAGAGAUUGAAAAGUUCUACCAUAACAGAAAUGUCAAAAGGCGAUUCCCCCCCGCCUUCCAGACCAAAUUCCUCGACACACACCGGGAUCUCUUCCAAGCAACAUGUGUGGAUGGCUUCUUCUGCCAACACUGUUCUGUCCCCACUUUCAUUUUUCUGAUUGCUGAGUAGCCCUGAAAAACAGGCCUCAUGGUGGAAGCCUUGCAGGUAGAUCACAACGUCCAGAAAGGCUUUGCUUGUGACUUAUUGAAACAGGCAGUUGGAGGGUGGUUUUAGGGUAGAGGUAGAAUUCUGGCGCAGGAGCCCAUCCUUCUUCCACCACCCACUGUUUGCCGCUGUUUCAAGGGUUCUCUGGUUUGUUUCAGAAUUUGUUGUCUCAGUAGGGUAUGUUUGGAAUUUAAUGUACUGGAAUGCAAAGGGAUGGGAGAUUCCCACUAAUACCUCACACCUGGCUUUUUGGAAUAUGGUGCAGUUGCUAAUCCUGCCAUGCAAUUUCUGUUAAAAGCUCAUACUUCAAGUUGGACUGCCAUAUUAAAAUUCUUAUGAACAGGGAA
Podarcis muralis (Common wall lizard) is the source of this 1736-nucleotide messenger RNA. RefSeq names its product phosphomannomutase 2 (gene PMM2). NCBI's taxonomy places the organism in Eukaryota, Metazoa, Chordata, Lepidosauria, Squamata, Lacertidae. Gene Ontology annotation, molecular function: phosphomannomutase activity. Gene Ontology annotation, biological process: GDP-mannose biosynthetic process; mannose metabolic process; protein N-linked glycosylation. The record is from RefSeq and is a predicted model, not a curated record. Gene Ontology annotation, cellular component: cytosol.